AUGAAAGCGGCACGGCGUCGCAACCCCAGCUGGUUACCGAGCGCCGUCCUGCUGCUGUGCCUAUCGCCAUGGCUCGCCAGCGGCCAGGAUGAGCUGCCGACAGGGGCACCCGCACCGGCGCCAGCACCGGCACCGGCACCGGCACCGGCAGCGGUGCAGGCACAGGCGAAUAUUAAUGCAACCGGCGGCCAGAAGCUGGUCAUCUGCGUGGCGUCCUGGGAGCCCAUGGUCCUCUGCUCCUCCACACCCAACGGUGACAAUGUCACGGUGACGGGGCAUGACCCAGAGCUGGUGCGUGAGAUAGCGUACCGGCUGCGCCUGGAGGAGGGAGUGGAUUAUGAAUUCAGGUGUGACGACUUCAGCCGGAUGCUGCAAGACCUGGUGGAUCCCCAGAACGGCACCUGCUCGGCGGCCAUAGCAGGCAUCACCAUUACCAGCGAGCGGGAGGCAGCAGGCAUCAAGUUUGCAUCUCAUGCAUACAUGGAAAGCUCCCUGUCCGUCCUUGCGACCUCCAGGACCCCCAGCGGCUGGGCCUGGACCGCCCCCUUCAACUGGACCCUGUGGGUGGCGCUGCUGGGCACCUUGCUUGUCUUCCCGCCAGUGAUCUUCCUGCUGGAGUUUGGCAGCCUGCGCAGCCGCAUCCACAGGGGUGACGUCGUGCCUGGCUUGGUGGAAUCGGGAUGGAGGACCGCCCUCACCCUCAUGCUCUUCACGGACUUUGCCGUGACCUCCCUGGGCGCCCGCGUGGCGGUGCUGGCCUUCUGCUUCCUGGCCCUGCUGACCACCAGCACGUACACCGCCAACCUGGCAGCCUUUGUCACAGUCCGGUCCAUCACCUCCCAGAUCAGCAGCGUGGCGGACCUGCGGGGCCGGGCGGUGUCCACCGGCGUGCCUUACGUCGACCGCCUGCGCAAGUAUGGCGUGCAGGCCCGGCCCUUCACCAUGCACGACGCCGGGGACUUUGUGGCGGAGCGCGACCUGCUGUCGCGCGGCGAGCUGGCGGCGCUCAUCAUGGACGAGCCGGCCAUGCUGUGGGCGGCCGAGAACGCGCCCAACUGCGACGUGGCGGUGCUGCCCGACAGCCUCGACCGCUUCUUCUACGGCGAGUCACGCGUGCGCGACGCGGUGGUGGAGGCGUGGAGCCGGGAGAUCCUUGCUCUGCAGGAGGACGGAACCCUGCAGCAGCUCAACAACGUUUGGGUGCAAAGCUUGGGCUCUGCUGGGUGUGGCGAUGCUAACGCCUUGCAGGUAGUCUACAAAGAAGAGAUGGCCGUGAGUUUUGAGCAGAUGUAUGGCCUCUGGAUCAUUUUGGGUGGCGCCGUUGUGCUGGGGUUCUUCAUUAUGGCGGUGGUGCGGCGCCGCCGCCUCUACAGCAGCAGCAGCAGCAGCUCCGUUGGCCGCUCCCUGUCCAAACUCUGGCGAGCGCCGCCGCGCCUCGUGUCAGCGUUGACGCUGGUGACCAACAAGCGACGCGACAAGCAGCAGGCAGCGGAGGGGCGUGGAGCUGGUGCUAGCGAUGGCGCAGGGCCGUCAUCGCUCUCAGAAAAGGACAGCGGCGGCAGUCCUGGCGGCGACCUCGAGAGCCAGCCCUCGAUGGCGGCGACAGCAGCGGCCGACCCCGAACCCGCACAGGCACCAGCAGCGGUCCAGCAGCCGGCAGGGCCGGCUGGUGCCGCUGCUGCGGCAGCGGCAGGGGCAGCACCGGCGGGAGAUCCUCCAGGGGCGGCUGAGCGGCCCAGCGCCCUUCAGGUGGUCGAUUCGAUCUACUCGGCGUACCGCUGGCGGAGCCAGGCACUGGGCGGCAGGUAG
Chlorella variabilis is the source of this 1809-nucleotide messenger RNA. RefSeq lists its product as hypothetical. The record is from RefSeq and is a predicted model, not a curated record. Gene Ontology annotation, cellular component: plasma membrane. Lineage: Eukaryota; Viridiplantae; Chlorophyta; Trebouxiophyceae; Chlorellales; Chlorellaceae. The transcript has 12 exons. The coding region runs from base 1 to 1809 and encodes 602 amino acids. Gene Ontology annotation, molecular function: ligand-gated monoatomic ion channel activity; signaling receptor activity.